Molecule: messenger RNA, 471 nt
Organism: Helobdella robusta
Lineage: Eukaryota; Metazoa; Annelida; Clitellata; Rhynchobdellida; Glossiphoniidae
Exons: 2
Coding region: 1-471 (156 amino acids)
Molecular function (GO): catalytic activity
Source: RefSeq, a predicted model, not a curated record
AUGUUUAGAAAAGACUGGGAACACAGUAAAGAUAAAGGACAGGGCGGUGGAGUGUUAUUGUACAUAAACGAAAAACUGACUGCACUGGAAAGAAAAAACCUGAAAAACGACAAAUUUAAAAUAAUUGUUUGGUGUGAUAUAAAGAACGAUACUGAAACACUGCGUGUAGGAGUAUGCUACAGAGUACCAGAUUCAACAAAAGAGAAUGACAGCGGAUUACGUGAACUGAUCAGAAAUGCCACAAAAGUGCCUUGCGUAAUAAUAGGAGACUUUAACCACCAUAUUGACUGGAAUCAUAGAGAAGGCAAAAAGCUGGCAGACGAACUGUUUCUGGACUGCAUAGACGAAAACUUCCUUACUCAGCAUGUGAUGGAGCUAACAAGGGGAGAAAAUAUAUUAGAUUUAAUAAUAUCAACAGAAGAGAACAUAAUAGAAGAAGUUAGGGAACUAAAGAAUGAAACCAGACUCUAA